UGAUAAAGAAAUUAAAAAAAAAGGAGGAGAGAGAGAGAUAUACAGAGAAGAGAGAGAAAUGCUGGCGAAGGAAUCGUCGUCGGCGGCGGCGGCGUUCGACCUGCCGGAGGACGUGCUGGAUGUGCUGCCGUCGGACCCGUUCGAGCAGCUGGACGUGGCCCGCAAGAUCACCUCCAUCGCCCUCUCGACCCGCGUCUCCGCCCUCGAGUCCGAGUCCUCCGACCUCCGCGCCAAGCUCGCCGAGAAGGACGACCUCAUCGCCGACCUCCAGUCCCAGGUCGAGUCCUUCGACGCCUCCCUCGCCGACGCCCUCGACAAGCUCUCCCAAUCCGAGCUCGAGAAGGAGAAACUGGUGAAGGAGAACGAAUCGCUGACGAGCACUGUGAAGAAGCUGAGCAGAGAUGUUUCCAAGUUGGAAAUCUUCAAAAAGACGCUCAUGCAAUCCCUUCAAGAGGAUGAAGACAGUUCUGGCCCUGCACGAGCUGGAACUUCACAAAUCAUUGCAAAGCCGACACCGAGCGAAGAUGAUGCCACACUGCCUCCUUCAAGAUCAUCUUCAAUUAGAAGUCAAUUCAAAGAGGUGGGAAAUUCUCUAUCGGAGGAUCGCGAGACUGAUGUUCCACGACCUGGUAUGUCACAUGGCUUUUUGUUAGCAUCGCAAACUAGCACUCCACGCCUUACUCCUCCUGGCUCGCCUCCCAGUCUAUCUGCGUCUGUAUCUCCUGCAAGAACGUCGAAGCCAGGGUCACCAAGAUGGAAUGCGAUGUCGUUCUCAACUUCAAGGGGAAUGUUUGAUGAAAGGUCUUCUAUAUUUUCUUCUUUGCCCCCAGGCCAUCACGGUUCCAUAUCAGGUUCAGAGUCCGGGUCAUACACUGGAAGAGCUCGAGUUGAUGGAAAAGAAUUCUUCCGGCAAGUCAGGAGCCGCUUGUCGUACGAGCAAUUUAGUGCAUUUUUAGCCAAUGUGAAGGAAUUGAAUUCUCACAAGCAAACUAGAGAAGAGACACUGAGGAAGGCUGAAGAGAUUUUUGGCUCCGACAACAAAGAUCUUUACGUCAUAUUCGAGGGGUUGAUCACUCGCAACGUCCAUUGAGAUCUUAAUUUGCAAUCUGCACAUGCCUGUAAAGAGCAUCUUGUUUCUACUUUCAGAUCAUUCAUUCACACUAAAUUUUUCAUAUGUAAAUUGAGGAAUAAUCCAAGUGCAAUUACGCUUGCCUGGUAAGUCAUAUUUCAUCACCCAUCAAAUUUGCGAGUUGAAAAUGUGU
This is a messenger RNA of Rhodamnia argentea, 1262 nucleotides long. RefSeq lists its product as uncharacterized. The record is from RefSeq and is a predicted model, not a curated record. The coding region runs from base 59 to 1090 and encodes 343 amino acids. Lineage: Eukaryota; Viridiplantae; Streptophyta; Magnoliopsida; Myrtales; Myrtaceae. The transcript is spliced from 8 exons.